AGUUCUUUCCUGAUCCACAUCUCUCUUGCUUUAUUCCUCUUAUUUACUUUUGUCUCUAAAUUCAUAUCAGUGUGGACAUUAGUAUUCUAGGAAUAAUGUUGGUCCGUCAGAAUGUUCUCAUCGUUGUGUUCUUUGGGAUGGUAUUGAGUGGGCUCAUUUACCUGAACAAUAUGCAGUGCAUCUGCAAUCAGCAGAUAACAGAACAAGACCUUGAUAACUGCAGUCAGCAGAUAACUGAACAAGGCAUCAUCAAGCCAAAAUGGAGGCAAAAGAUCAUUGAAUUGCGCUCAUCACCAGGGUUAUUGUACAACCAGCCGAGUGUGGUGGCUGGUCGGACAGAUGUUGCUUCUGCGUCACCAUGGUCAGCUCCAAUCAUUUGGGAGGGAACCUUUGACUCCACACUGAUCGACUCCAUCUACAAACAACAAAAUCUCACCAUAGCAACCACUGUCUUUGCUUUGGGAAAAUACACACGUUUUGUCAAAGAUUUUCUGGAGUCAGCAGAGCAACAUUAUUUUGUUGGAUUUCGAGUGCAUUACUACUUGUUUACAGAUCAACCAGAAUCAAUUCCUGAAGUGAAGAUGGGUGAAAACCGUAGUUUGACAAUUGAAAAGGUUCCGACUAUGAAUCGAUGGCAGGACAUCAGUAUGAACAGGAUGGAAAAAAUAGAACAACUAAUAGAGAAUGAACUAGUCAAUGAGGCAGAUUAUAUUUUCUGCCUUGACAUAGAUGGAAAGUUCUAUGGCCGGUGGGGUGCAGAGACUUUGGGUCGUCUCGUAGGUGUGUUACAUCCUUGGCUCUUUAAUGUUCCAAGAAAUCAAUUCACAUAUGAGCGCAGGCCAGAAUCUAAAGCAUACAUUCCCGUUGAGGAGGGUGAUUAUUAUUACGCUGGUGCUGCAUUUGGUGGCUUUUUGGAGGAUGUACAUCUUCUCACCAAAACCUGCAGGGAGCAUCUGAAAAAUGAUGCUGAAAACUCUACUGAGGCGGUAUGACAAGAGGAGUCUCACUUGAACAAGUUUUUCCUUUUGAACAAACCUAGUAAACUGCUGUCUCCUGAAUAUAUGUGGAGGGACGUCAAUGAAAAAUCUGCCUUAAUAAAAAUAGUUCGCUACACUAAUGUACCUAAAAACUAUGCUGAAGUUCGUCCAAACCCGUAACAACUGUUGCCAAUACUCAGCUACACGUAAAUGUUGUGUUCUCACAGUCCUCCCAUUACAUAUUGUGAAUCUGUUAACAGGUAAUACUGGCAACAGUGAAGAUGACAUCUGCCACCAAGAAGUGAAUAAUCACUGAAAAGUACAGAUGUUUAUGAGCACAAUGUAGCAUCAGAAACAAUAUCUAACAAAAUAUUUUAGAAUGAACAAACACGAUAUCUUAUAAAAACACAAUGCUAAAAAUAAAAUAAAUAGAUUUUCGAGACAGAAGACAGAGGUAUAUUUUAGGGGUCAAUAUCGCUAUAUAGUGCUUUUCAACCCUCACAAUGUUUUUAAUUUCUCAGUCGCGCUAUGAAAUAUAAUAAAUAGUAAACACUCAAAUACCAUAGAAACAUAUUAGCUGAGCUCCACACACAUUAUUUGUAGAUAAUUAUGGGCCAUUAUUCAAAGCAUACAGUAAACCAUAAGAUAUAUCCACCCUUUCAUGGACAUAUAUAUUAAUUUUAAAAUAUGUUUUCAUUGCAAAAUUAAGAUGCUAAUUAUAUUUCCUGAUAGGUAUGAUGUCCCUUUCCUAAACUGGGUUAUCAAAAAAACAUUAUAAUAAUGAAAAAUAAUAUAAAUAUAGCUGCAAGCAGCAUUUACCGGGGUUCAAGCAUAUUAAGGCCUUUGAGGUGGUCUUGGCCAACCUGGAUGUAUGGCUGACAGUUAAACGCAUCCAAAAUGAAGAAUAGGCUCACAUACACACAAACUAAAAUUAAAUGAUUAAACUAGUAUAUCAAUACUCUACAAGCAUAUUCUCACAGACUCAUAUACACACAAAGACACACACAUACACAGCUAUAUAUACAGUACACACAUUUUGUUUCAGGUAUAGAUAUUUUAAAUAAGUAAUAGGUGAUACAAAACUUAUUGCAAGUCUUCUCUUUUUAGAGUUUAGAUGUCAUUUUCAGGUUUAACUGUAAUCAUAAUCUGGCAAAAGUGUAAAAACUGAUAUAUCUGUAUGAACAAAAUUGUUAGCUUUGAAUCAAUGAGAUUUAAAGUGUUACAACAGUGAUUUUAUAAUGUUUAAGCAUUCAAAUGAAUCCAAAAGGAAAUCUAUGAAAAAAAGUACUGUUUCAGAGUUUAAUAAGACCAUUAGUGGUCUUCCGCUGCCAUCUAGUGGUUAUACAUUGCAAUUUCUCAUACAUCACUUUGUUUAACCUUUAUUACAAUUAAAGUGUUAUAUUUUCCCCCAAUCUCUUUAAAAUUUUGCAUGCUUCUUUAGAAUAAAAUUAUGCAUUAUUUUACACAGUUUUGAGACUUUGUGGGCUUUCUUUUGUUAUUU
Carassius gibelio (silver crucian carp) is the source of this 2478-nucleotide messenger RNA. RefSeq names its product globoside alpha-1,3-N-acetylgalactosaminyltransferase 1. Lineage: Eukaryota; Metazoa; Chordata; Actinopteri; Cypriniformes; Cyprinidae. The transcript has 9 exons. The record is from RefSeq and is a predicted model, not a curated record. Bases 96 to 992 code for a protein of 298 amino acids. Gene Ontology annotation, biological process: carbohydrate metabolic process. Gene Ontology annotation, molecular function: hexosyltransferase activity. Gene Ontology annotation, cellular component: vesicle; Golgi apparatus; membrane.